Messenger RNA from Argentina anserina (silverweed cinquefoil), 2167 nucleotides. RefSeq lists its product as uncharacterized. Bases 49 to 2073 code for a protein of 674 amino acids. The transcript has a single exon. Lineage: Eukaryota; Viridiplantae; Streptophyta; Magnoliopsida; Rosales; Rosaceae. The record is from RefSeq and is a predicted model, not a curated record.
UCAAAUCAAUCGAAAUCAAAUCCCAAAACCCUAACCCCCAAAAUCACAAUGGCUUUUCUCAUCGGACCUCCAUCUCUCAGGCAAUCCCCAACCCCAUCGGCCCAAACCCCCUCCGGCGACCCAUUCGUCGACCUCUUGGUCGCCGAUUUCAACAACCUGGCUCAGGCUCCACCGCCCAGGCCCCAAAUGGGCUUCACCGAGAACGGCUCCGCCACAUUCGUCACCACCGGCGAUCCUUGCCUCGACCUCUUCUUCCACGUCGUCCCCGACACUCCGGCGUCGUAUCUGAACCAGCAGCUCCCAAAGGCCUGGGCCCACGACGCCCUCACCACCCUCAAGCUGAUCUGUAACCUCCGCGGCGUACGCGGCACCGGAAAGUCCGACAAAGAAGGGUUCUACACGGCGGCGUUCUGGCUCCACAAGCACCACCCCAAAACCCUAGCCUGCAACGUCGCGUCCCUCGCCGACUUCGGCUACUUCAAGGACCUGCCGGAGAUUCUGUACCGCCUUCUCGAAGGCGAAGACGUGAGGAAGAGGCAGAAGUCCGAUUGGACGAUGAGGAAGUCCGGCGGGGGAAAAACUCACCGCACGGCGGCGCUUCCGUUUUUCAGGCGAGGCCGCGGCGGCGGGAAGAGGCUCAGGGGUACCGGCCCCAGGGGAGGCAAUAACAACAAGAGCCGUGUGCCUAGGGAGGUUAGGGUGUUGAAUUCGAUGGAGAGGGCAAAAUCGGAAAAGGAAAAGGCCUCUGUUUUGAGGAAGGAGAAGUUCGCAGCCAUGGCCAAGAAGGCAGUGGAGAGGUACCAGCGUGACCCGGACUACAGAUUCUUGCACGAAAGGGUUUCGGAUCUUUUCGCAGAGUGUUUGAAGUCUGAUAUGGAGAAUCUGAAGGCUAAUCAGACCAAGAAGAUCACUCUUGCGGCGAAAUGGUGUCCUUCCUUGGACUCGUCUUUCGAUCGCGCUACUCUGCUGUGUGAGAGCAUUGCAAGGAAGGUUUUCGCUAAAGAAUCGUACCCGGAGUAUGAAGGAGUUGAGGACGCGCAUUAUGCUUAUAGAGUACGAGACCGGUUGAGGAAGGAGGUGUUGGUGCCGCUGAGGAUAGUGUUGGAUCUGCCGGAGGUUUACAUGGGGGCUAAUCUGUGGGGGGCGAUUCCUUACAAUAGAGUGGCGUCUGUCGCGAUGAAGCUGUAUAAGGACAAGUUCUUGAAGCAUGAUGAGGAGAGGUUUAAGAAGUAUUUGGAGGAUGUGAAGGCUGGGAAGACUACCAUUGCGGCCGGCGCGCUGCUUCCGCAUGAGAUCAUUGCCUCACUGAAUGAUGGGGAUGGGGAUGGUGGGGAGGUCGCCGAGCUUCAAUGGAAGAGAGUGGUGGAGGAUUUGUUGAAGGAGGGGAAGAUGAAGAACUGCUUGGCUGUGUGUGAUGUGUCGGGAAGUAUGAAUGGGAUUCCUAUGGAGGUGUGUGUUGCUUUGGGGAUGUUGGUGGCUGAAUUGAAUGAGGAGCCGUGGAAAGGGAAGGUGAUCACAUUCAGUGCCAAUCCUCAGCUUCACUUGAUACAAGGAAAUGAUUUGAGCUCCAAGUCUGAGUUUGUGAAGCAAAUGGAUUGGGGAGGCAACACUGAUUUUCAGAAAGUGUUUGAUCUGAUCCUCCAAGUUGCUGUGAAGGGGAAUUUGAAGCCGGAGCAAAUGAUCAAGAGGGUGUUUGUUUUCAGUGACAUGGAGUUUGAUCAGGCUUCAGGUUAUGGUCAUGGAAUGUAUGGAGGAUAUGGAAUGUAUGGAGGGUAUGGAGGGUACGGAAGGAAUGAUGUUCCAAGGGGUUGGGAGACGGACUAUGAGGUGAUUCAAAGGAAGUACAGGGAGAAAGGGUAUGGCGAUGCAGUACCACAGAUAGUUUUUUGGAAUCUGAGGGACUCGAAGGCGACCCCGGUGCCUGGGACUCAACCAGGAGUGGCGCUACUGAGUGGCUUCUCCAAGAAUUUGCUCAAGCUGUUCUUGGAUAAUGAUGGGGAGAUUCGCCCUGACACAACCAUGCAAGCAGCAAUCUCGGGACCUGAAUAUCAGAAGUUGGUUGUGCUGGAUUGAGUAGUCGGAUGAUCACCAUCUUUUAGGCCCAAAAAAAAGUAGCAGAAGUAGUGUAGCUAGUAGCAGUACUGUAGUUUCAUUUGAAGAAAAUUGA